AUGGCAGAGACUGAGCCUCAAGGCCCCUCAAGCGCUGCUGUGCAACUUGAAUCUGACAGUACCCUCAAUGGGUUCUCCAUGCCCGACCCCAGCUUCGACCCCACUGACAACCAUGCCAUCAAGGAAUAUUAUGAGAAGAAAGAGAGCCGAGGCAUCCUCACCGACGAAGAUAGUGUUGAAGCAGAUAUUGAAGAGGAGGCUGAAAGAACAGUCAAAGACUGGGAGGGGGAAGCCGGUCGAGAAGCGACGGACGAAGAGCGCGAAAAUAUGAUGGCUAGGAUCCGACAAAUUCGUGCUGGCGAAUGGUUAGAAGGCGUAAAAGCGCAACUCGUCGGGAAGCCUACCGCCCCUAUCGCUUGGUUUAACCGCCUCGUAGCACAGAACGAAGGGAUUAUCCAGUUUGUCGCCAAUAAAUCCAUUCAAAUGAAACAACGGAGACAGGAGGCUGCCGACAAAAUUGCGGAACUCGAAGAAGAAAUAGAGAAACUGAAGGUCGCUCAAGUGGCCAGCGAGGACAGCAGCAAACUCAAGGCCCGGAUCGAAGAAUUGGAGCAAGAAGUUUUAAAGAUACAGGACGACCUUCGGAAGGCCGAAGAAGAAUUCAAGAAGCUCGGUAAAGACAAUGAACUACUAAAGACCGAGCUUCAAGAAAGCCAGGACCGGGAGAAAAAUCUCCAAGACAAGCACGACAGGCAAACAUCCGAACUAAACGUUUGCUACAGAAACCUCCGAGAUCGAGAGGAAAAGAUCGCGCAGCUCGAGGAAGAAGCAAGGGAAAUACGGAGAAGGGAAAGAGCUGUUAGAGAUGACAACAGGAACCUCGAGGAAACGAUUGAGGAUCUAAAGCGCAGGCUCGAAGAGAGUGAAAACAACAACAAGAAAACACCGAGCCCAGUCCCUGCCCCCGCUCCCAUUCCCGCUCCCGCUCCCGCUCCCGCUCCACCAGGUGAGUUCGACACCAUGAAAAUACUUCGAGAGCUCAAGGAGGCCAAGGAGAACAACACAGAUUUGAAAGAGGAGAGUAGAGAGCUCCUCGACCGAUGGAUGGCCCAGGUUGGCGAUAGGAACAACCUGCUAGAGUUUUACAACGCCGUGGGCGAUGUAAGACAAUCGAUGAGCAACCUAAAGCAGCGGGUCGUCGCCUUCUACGCAAGUCUUGGCUACGACGAAGACAAGGUCCGGUCUGCGGGAGAGGCCCUUGAUAGCCUCGAGAAGCAGAUGAGCGAACAUCCUGCACAACGGCUCAGCCCCCGACUUUGGGCUCUUAAGCUCGUUGCUGAGAAGCAGAUGCUGGAGACACAGCUAAUGACGCAAGUGGUCAGGAACGACACCCUGAACAUGAAGCUUCAGAUGGCCAAGCCGGACGAGCAAGUUGAUAUGGAGGUACGCAUGGAGUACAAGAUAUACAAUGAUGCCGAGAUUGCCAGGCGAGUUACAGCAGAGACGCAGGUGUACCGAGCGCAUCGCCGCGAAAUAGUUGGGAAGAUGUUCGAAUGUUCACACAGGUUGAGCGCGAUCGCCGCGGCAUGCCCUCAUCAGCCGACUCGAGAAGGCAUCAUAACUGCGUCUGAGGAUUGCCUGUCCCCGCUCAAUAUGAUGAAGUCGCUCUCAACCCCUGCAGCAGAUUUACGCUAA
Molecule: messenger RNA, 1635 nt
Organism: Daldinia childiae
Lineage: Eukaryota; Fungi; Ascomycota; Sordariomycetes; Xylariales; Hypoxylaceae
Exons: 1
Coding region: 1-1635 (544 amino acids)
Source: RefSeq, a predicted model, not a curated record